AAAACAAUCACCUCAGGCACCCCAGGCCAAAGCUUGUCCCGGAAUUUCGAGCUCGACGACCACCAUAUCGCAUCGCAACCCACACACCCCCCGUCGAACCGACGCCGAUACCCCCGAUCUCUCGAACCAAACGAUUGUUUGUUCGAUACGCAAUUCAAUUGACUCCCCGACGAACGGAGGGGCAAUUGAUCGACACAAGUCACUCGACGAAACUAUACACACCUUCUAGACGAGCGCAGCCGACCGCGUUGGGUCGGUAGGAAACGAUUGAGACAGGAUGCCUCAGGAUAUGCCGCCCGUGGGAGGUUACCAGGCUGUGCAGUACAAGCGCAACCUGCCCGCCCGUGGAUUCCGCCCCGGCACAAUGUUGCUCGGUAUGGGACUGGUGAUGGGAUACGGAUGGUACCACUUGACCAAGGGUAUCCGGGAAUCCAACGAGCUGGCGAGAGAGAAGAUGUGGGCGCGAAUUCACAUUAUUCCCCUCCUUCAGGCCGAGGAGGACCGCGACCAGGUCCGCAGGUGGUACGCCGACCAGGCGAGAGAAAAGGAGCUGUUGGGCGAGAACACCAAGGUCUACCACAACGAGAGAUUCGUUCGUCCUACCUUUGCUCUUGCGCCGCAGAGCAAGAACUAGAUUUUCCAUACUUGUAUCUGGCGGAAGGGAGAAGGGGUUAGAGGGAAAGAUGGGUUGGGGCAAAAGAAGCUGACAGAAUGCUGGCGUAUGUAUAUGAUACUUUUCGAGAGGGAGAGAAUCAAGACGACCUGUUCCAUCAUCAUGCUUACGGUUGCGCCGUUCUCUGGCUUUUGGUAAAGGACGAAGUGUAAAAACGUGGCCCAUGGCAGGCUAUGUUGCCCACUGUGCUUCAAGCCGUGGGCGAGGUUAAGAUUGCAGUGCUGUAUGCAAGAACAACAGCCCUACAUCACAGCUUGAUAUUUGCUGUGUGAUUGGAGGUCAGAGUCCGCACAUUUCCACAUGUGCGCCGCUGCAGAGCUAAGCGUCAGUCUCAUAUCAUUCUCCCAAGCCUUUGAAUCUUUUCCCACCCAUCUGUGCGGCUCUCCAGUUCU
Molecule: messenger RNA, 1065 nt
Organism: Colletotrichum phormii
Lineage: Eukaryota; Fungi; Ascomycota; Sordariomycetes; Glomerellales; Glomerellaceae
Product: GRIM-19 protein
Exons: 4
Coding region: 278-634 (118 amino acids)
Source: RefSeq, a predicted model, not a curated record